Messenger RNA from Gigantopelta aegis, 1626 nucleotides. Its product is annotated as 3-oxoacyl-[acyl-carrier-protein] synthase, mitochondrial-like. The coding region runs from base 70 to 1398 and encodes 442 amino acids. NCBI's taxonomy places the organism in Eukaryota, Metazoa, Mollusca, Gastropoda, Neomphalida, Peltospiridae. Gene Ontology annotation, biological process: fatty acid biosynthetic process. The transcript is spliced from 4 exons. The record is from RefSeq and is a predicted model, not a curated record. Gene Ontology annotation, molecular function: 3-oxoacyl-[acyl-carrier-protein] synthase activity.
UCUGCCUCCAUAGACGAAAAAGUCCGAAACAGUCGAAAUUAUACUUUUUAAAAGCAGUUAACCGCUGUCAUGUUUUGUACAGCCGUGGCAUUAAGACAGCUAGCGUCUCUGGCACGUUCUGAUCGCAGACGAGUGGUUGUCACAGGGCAGGGGUUAAUCACGUGCCUUGGAAUCGGUGCGGAACAUGUCUGGAAAAAAAUGUUGGAGGGACGCUCGGGCAUUUCGAGCAUUGAUGGGAAAGGUUUUGAAAACAUACCAUGCCAGGUGGCUGGCUCAGUACCAAGGGGAGACAAUCCAGGAGAGCUUAAUCUUGAGAGUCAUAUUCCACCGAGUGAGUUAAGGAACCUGCCACUGGCAGCAGCGUAUGGCCUGAUAGCUGCUGAGGAAGCUCUUUCAAUGGCAGGGUGGAAACCACAGGACAUCACAGACUUAGAAAGAACAGGAGUAGCUGUUGGUCAGGGAAUGGUUAGUUUAGAGGAAAUCACUGAUGCAGGGGUCGCGCUGCGAGAGAGAGGUCACAGACGAGUGAAUCCGUUCUUCAUACCCAAGAUUCUCAUCAACAUGCCGGCUGGACAUAUCAGCAUCAAGUACAAGUUUCAGGGCCCAAACCACUCUGUAUCAACAGCUUGCACUACAGGUGUACAUGCCAUUGGUGAUGCCUUCAGGUUCAUCCAGCGAGGUGAUGCAGACGUGAUGGUUGCAGGAGGCACCGAGGCAUGUAUUGGACCCCUGGCAGUGUCUGGCUUUGCCAGAAUGAGAGCUCUGAGCACAAACUUCAACAAGACCCCAGAGAAGGCUUCAAGACCCUUUGACAAGGACCGUGACGGUUUCGUCAUGUCUGAAGGGGCUGGGAUUGUUGUCCUGGAAGAGCUGGAACAUGCUAAAGCUCGAAGUGCACAGAUCUAUGCAGAAAUUCUCGGCUACGGACUCUCGGGGGAUGCCCAGCACAUCACGGCUCCCGAUGAAAACGGCAAUGGUGCCCGGCUCUGUAUGCAGGCCACAAUCAGAGAUGCUGGGAUUGACUGUAGUGAUGUUGGAUACAUCAAUGCUCAUGCGACUUCCACUCCUCUUGGUGACAGAGCUGAGAGUCGAGCCAUUGUCAAUGUUUUCGGUGAAUUUUCUAAGAGUUUGUAUGUGUCAUCAACUAAAGGGGCUGUGGGACAUUUGCUUGGUGCUGCUGGCAGUGUGGAGACGAUAUUCUGCAUCUUGGCUUGUCAACACGGACAGAUUCCACCGACGGUGAAUCUGGAUGACUCUGACACAGGCUGUGAUCUCAACUAUGUUCUUAAGAGAAGUGUUUCAUGGGACAGGAACUCUGAAAGAAGAAUAGCCAUUUCGAACUCUUUUGGGUUUGGAGGGACAAAUGCAAGUUUAUGUGUUGGUGAAUAUGUUGACUGAGACAAUUUAUUUGGCUUGUCAUAUUUGUUGAAAGAUGCCAGAAACUGAGGGGUGGGGCAUUUAUAUUAAUUUGAGGAUACGUGAUCUUCAGUUGGGGUGAGGCGAGGGGCUGCUCCCCACUUCAGAUGUCUAUAGAUGCUUGUUAAUACAUUUUGACUUCAUUGGUGUCUGUAUAAAUGUCUGUACAAGUCCUCUAUACAAAAUAAAAAUGUCAAUUUUUAAAAAGAA